AUGGCCGACGCAAACAACCAGCAGCGAGCUCCCCAGCUCAAGUACGGUUAUUCCUUUAGUAGCAACCGAACGCAACCAAGGCCGAGCACCAAUACCAGUAGGUAUAAUGGCCGGCGAGGUCGAGGUGGCGGGAACCACAUACAGAAAUUCAACCCCAGGCACAAAUUCAAGAGUGGACAGCGAGAUCACCCAAUGGCAGUCGCACUGAACUGCAGACCUUAUGGCUACCGAGGUCGAGGUCGAGGUCACGGUCAAAUGGGACCACUGCCCUCCCGAGAUCGCCCAAUGGAAGAUCCACGGGAUGUCUCAAUCCAAAAUUCACCCCAUCUCAGACGUCUUUCUGACUACCUUUCAAGAUCCACAAUUUCAGAUGCGUACACUGCAGCUCGAGGUCCCCUUGAUCUAACAGCCGACCCUGCCACCCUACCAAAUAUUGAAAUGCGGAAGCUCAGUUCCUACUUCCAGGCCGGCCCCAGAGGAGGCGCCCCCAGUAAGAAGGGACCUGCGACUGUUCACAAAGUCAAAGGAGCUAAUUCCCGUGUAAUCAAGCCGGCAAAGGCAGUAGGUCUAAGCCCUGCAGGCAGAAAGCAGGUAGCCCAAGAGGCAAUAACUCACAUUCCAACCAUUUUGCGCUCGGCAGAUGCUGGAUCUCGGCUGGGUUACAAAGUUACCAAGGACAAUGUUGGCCCUCUGAACUCUAAAAUGGAAGAAUGUCAGGGUCUGUCCACUCGGGUAAUGGUCGUGCAUGGAGAUACAUAUGAUGUUGCCAUCGCCCUUCAUAACGCCCACGAUCUCAUGGAUCAUGCUGAUCCAAUGCCAGUCUGUGUUCUCAAUUUUGCAAAUGCCGAGACUAUCGGGGGUGCUUGGCUUCGUGGUGCCCCUGCUCAGGAGGAACAACUUUGCUACCGAAGCACCCUCAGUGAGACUCUCUUGCCCCGACUUUACCCUAUGGGCGACAAGGAAUGUAUUUACUCACCCCAUGUGAUAGUUUUCCGUGAGAAUGAGAAGCGAGGGUAUAGCUACAUGUGGUCGAACAAGCGAGACCCGCUCCCACAAGUCAGUGUCAUCAGCAUGGCUGCGCAGAAGCACCCACCUACGACCGAAGCCAACAAGUAUCUGAAUGACACCGAUCGUAAACUUAUGAAAGAUAAGAUGCGAAUGAUCCUACGCACGGCAGGACACAAUCGUCACCAACGCCUAGUUCUAGGCGCCCUUGGCUGUGGCAUGUUUGGUCAUCCGGCUCAGGAGGUGGCUGAUUGCUGGAAAGAGGUACUCGAUGAGGUAGAGUUCCGGGGCUUCUUUGAUCUGAUUGUUUUUGCCAUCUAUGAUGCAGGCAAUGAGGGUAACUAUGAAAUUUUCCAUGCCACUUUGCAUGAAGAUGUGAAAACUGAUUACGAAUCUAUCGAGUAA
Penicillium arizonense is the source of this 1410-nucleotide messenger RNA. RefSeq lists its product as uncharacterized. The transcript has a single exon. Lineage: Eukaryota; Fungi; Ascomycota; Eurotiomycetes; Eurotiales; Aspergillaceae. The record is from RefSeq and is a predicted model, not a curated record. The coding region runs from base 1 to 1410 and encodes 469 amino acids.